Molecule: messenger RNA, 1443 nt
Organism: Psilocybe cubensis
Lineage: Eukaryota; Fungi; Basidiomycota; Agaricomycetes; Agaricales; Agrocybaceae
Exons: 5
Coding region: 1-1443 (480 amino acids)
Molecular function (GO): acyltransferase activity
Source: RefSeq, a predicted model, not a curated record
AUGUUCAACGUUGCUAGAAUACCAGAACCCCAUUGCGAUACACUUUCUAAACCUCCAGAUCUUUCAUCCCAAGCUGCACGCUCUAUUUUCCUCAUGGUACAUGACUGGUGUUACUCUGUCACCGUUUACCAUCCACCUGCCUCUAAGUCUGAACCACCCAGAUUACUUUCGCCUGGUUUGAUAGAAGCACGUUUAAGGGCAGUCGUGCUCGACGUCGAAGCUCGUUUGUCCAUUGGAGAGAAACCUCUUCCUGUCGGAAUAUUGAGCGCUGAUGAUAGAGAUCGUUGGGCUGAGAACCUACAAUAUCUCCUUUCGCUGUCCCCAGUCAACCAGAAAUCAUAUCAAGCAAUGUGUCACUCCGCAAUGGGCCUCAGCUUAGACCACACAACCUAUAACAUUGUCCCGACGCCGUCGUCAUCAAAUCUGCCUCCUAGUCGUAUCCACCCCCGCACACCUUCAGAAUCAUCAAUAGAUUCCCAUCUCCACGCAAUUCGUGGAACAACCCAAAAUAUUUCUAAUCGAUUCUAUGAUAAAGCUUUCACUUUAAUCAUCGAUCCAUCGACCCGAGCUGGCGCUUCCGGCGAGCAUUCUCCUGUUGACGCUCUCGUUCCUAGCAUUGUUUCGGAAUAUGGAUUAGUGGAGGGUGUUGACGCCGAAGCCUUCCGGACAGUAGAAUUGGAGGAAAAUUUACUUGAUGGGCAAGGCUGGGAGCGACUUGAGUGGGUCGGUGAUGCAAAAAUAAAGAAAGAGUGCCAACUUGCCAUGGAGAGCGCCAAAGUCAUAGUGGAAGACUCUGACGAUAGAAAUUAUAAACUCUCUCCUGACGCUUUCAUUCAAAUGGCAUUACAACUUGCAUGGUAUCGAUACCGCGGCGAAUUUACGGCUACAUACGAAACUGUCCUUACGAGACUAUUUAAACAUGGACGGACUGAAACACUUCGUGUUUUCAGUCGCGAAAGUCGCUUAUGGGUCUUAAGUAUGGUAGACAUGAAAACAUCAGAUGCCGAACGGUUUGUUCUGUUACAAAAAGCCAUUGCAUCUCAUACUCGAAGGACGCGAGAGGCAAUGACAGGCCGUGGGUUUGACAGGCACCUGCUUGGUCUCCGUCUUCUCCUACGGCCUCUAAAUGCUGAAUCGGCAGCAUUAUUUGAAGAUGAAUUGUUUGAGCGUAGUUCUCGGUGGAAGCUGAGCACAAGUGGCUUGAGUGCUGGCAUGUUAUUCAAAGGAACAGGCUUUGGUACAGUAUAUGAAGAUGGGUUUGGAAUAAAUUAUCUAGCUGCGCCAGAUAUGGUGAAAUUUGGGAUAGAGUCAAAGUUUUCCAAUCCAUCCACUUCAACACAAGCAUUUAAGCAUGCAGUUGAUUGUGCUAUGAAAGACAUGUAUACACUUUGCCAGACUGUUGAACUAAAAGACAAUCAGCGUAAUGUACUGAGUCAUUUGUAA